This is a messenger RNA of Drosophila innubila, 3461 nucleotides long. RefSeq names its product hybrid signal transduction histidine kinase A (gene Rbp9). Gene Ontology annotation, molecular function: RNA binding. Gene Ontology annotation, cellular component: ribonucleoprotein complex. The transcript is spliced from 9 exons. The record is from RefSeq and is a predicted model, not a curated record. Lineage: Eukaryota; Metazoa; Arthropoda; Insecta; Diptera; Drosophilidae.
UUUCUGUUCUGUUGAGUUGCAGGAACGUGUUCUUUUUCUACUUUCCGUUUGAUUUUAUUUCCUUAUUAUUAUUGUUCUUAUUAUUAUUAUUCAUUCUUAUUGUUAAACAUUGCGUUCGAUUCUAUUCAGUUCGGUUCGGUUUGGUUCGGUUCGAUUUGCCUUUAGUUUUUGCCGUUUUUUGUUAACUUUCUGAAACACCAAUUGAUCUGCAUAAGUUUUUGCUCAAAUUGUUCGGUUUGUUUUCGAUUAUUACAAAAAAAAAAUAACGAUAAAAAAACUUGUACGCAAUCCCAAACAAAAGUGUUUCGUAAUCGCAACCCAAAAUCAAAAACCAAAAACAACACGCAACAAGUUUUAUUUACAUUUCGCAGUUUUGUUUUCACUUUAAAAGUUACACUUUCGGACAUACAAAGACAAUAUUACGUAAACGCAGUGAAUUCUCACUGUACUUAGGCGCACUUUGCCCGCGCUUAUAACUAGGCUAUAGUCAACUAUUCAAGUCGAAACAAUUUCUGUUUUUCUUUCACCUCUUGUGCAUCGUGCGUGCGUCUUAAGAUUUUUGAAACGCGAAACAGCAGUAUUAUUUAAAAGAGAAUUCACUAAGAUAUCCAAUUAGUGAAUACUUCAAGUCUAUUUAUCGUUUUCAAAUAAGAAAGCACAGCGACAUCGUCAACAAUAUGGUUGAGGGUCAGACAGCGGUGCAACAGCAGCCAUCGGGAGCUGGCAUUGUUAGUGGUGGCACAGGCACGGGUAGUAGCACGGCUGGAGCUAGUGGUGCCACCACUGUUGGUAAUGUGGUUAACAGUCAGGCUCAACAAAAUGGCGGCUCCAGCUCAACGUCGACUGCGGCAGCAUCUGUUUCUGCUGUCGGUACUGGCAAUCAAACUGCGGGCAACAAUGCCACAGCAAACAGCAACAACAACAACAGCAACACCACCAACACUGCAGCCACAAAUAAUAAUAACAACAACAACAACAAUAAUAAUAAUAGCAGCAACAACAAUAAUAAUAACAACAAUACUACUAAUAAUAACAACAAUAAUAAUAAUAAUAACAAUAAUAAUAACAACAACAACAACGAACCAGAUCCAAAAACUAAUUUGAUUGUGAAUUAUUUGCCACAAACGAUGUCGCAAGAUGAGAUUCGUUCAUUGUUCGUUAGUUUUGGUGAGGUGGAGAGCUGCAAGUUGAUACGCGAUAAGGUCACAGGUCAAAGUCUGGGCUACGGCUUUGUCAACUAUGUGAAGCAAGAGGAUGCAGAGAAGGCCAUCAAUGCAUUGAAUGGUCUUCGUUUGCAAAACAAAACCAUAAAGGUCUCCAUUGCGCGUCCCAGCUCGGAGAGCAUUAAGGGAGCCAAUCUAUAUGUAUCGGGUCUUCCAAAGAAUAUGACACAGUCCGAUUUGGAAUCAUUGUUCAGUCCAUACGGCAAGAUCAUAACUUCGCGCAUACUUUGUGAUAAUAUCACUGGUCUCUCCAAGGGCGUUGGCUUUAUACGCUUCGAUCAGCGAUUUGAGGCUGAUCGCGCUAUCAAGGAGCUAAACGGCACCACACCGAAGAAUUCCACCGAACCGAUAACCGUUAAGUUUGCCAACAAUCCGAGCAGCAACAAGAACAGCAUGCAACCCCUCGCCGCCUACAUUGCACCGCAAAAUACACGCGGCGGACGCGCUUUUCCAGCCAACGCCGCUGCCGGUGCCGCUGCAGCCGCUGCUGCCGCCGCCAUUCAUCCCAACGCGGGCCGUUACAGCUCUGUGAUCUCACGCUAUUCGCCGCUGACCAGUGAUCUAAUUACCAAUGGCAUGAUUCAAGGCAAUACCAUUACUAGCUCUGGCUGGUGCAUUUUUGUCUAUAAUUUGGCACCCGAAACUGAGGAGAAUGUUCUAUGGCAGCUGUUUGGGCCAUUUGGAGCCGUGCAGUCCGUUAAGGUAAUACGGGACUUGCAGAGCAAUAAAUGCAAGGGCUUUGGUUUUGUGACCAUGACGAACUAUGAGGAGGCCGUAUUGGCCAUUCAAUCCCUCAAUGGCUACACGCUGGGCAAUCGUGUACUUCAAGUCAGCUUUAAGACCAACAAAAAUAAGCAAACGUAAUUAUUAACCAAGUUGGCUGCUGUUGUCAAUGCCAAUGCGGCGGCAGCGGCGCUGGCUGCCAAUAGUUUGGUGCUCAAUCAUAACAACAACAUCAACAAAAACACUAAUCACAACAACAAGAACAUUUGCAACAGCAUCAACAAUAAUAGCAACAUUAAUGUUGCCUUUCAGUUUGGCAAAUAUGUAAAUCAUAACAACAGACAGCACAACAAUAACACAAACAAGCAGAAACAACAACAGCAACAGCAGCUUGCAACAUCCAGCAACAAGCAGGCGCUGUCACAUUUAGGUGCCACAAAGGGAACUGCAACAGCAACAGCAGCAACAAACAAUCGUCAAAACAAAACCCCUUUUACCGUAAAUAGUUGCAACAACAAGGCAACAACAAGCAGUAACAGCAGCAACAACCACAACACCAACACCAACAACACCUCGUCCAACGCCACGCUCCAUGUCGAUGCCUCCUCAUCCAGCACCAUUUUAAAAACUUCCACGAAAUUCAUUUACAACAAGCCACAAAAUCAUUUCGAGCUGUUGCAGCAGCAGCUCCAACUGCAGCAGGAAUUUGCCCAGUUUCUCACUAAUGUAGCCAACAGCGCAGCCAACAGCAGCGGCAGCAGCAAUAACAACAGCAACAAUAGUGUUGGUGGCAGCGGCAACUCGGCAAGCGGCUCAAAUGGUCACCGGCAUGCUGCAAGUUUGGGAAACAACAACACGUCGACGACAACAACAACAGUCGCUGGCAACAAAAGCAGCAACAAUUAUCAAUCCUCAUUUAUGCCAUCUUGGUCAAAUUGGUUCUUGUAAGGAGAAGUUGACCUCCUUUUACAUAUAUUUAUGAUUUAAGUUGAUUUUCAUAACCACUUUUUUUUUGAAAUUUCUAAGCUAAGACAAAAGUUAAAUUUAAAUAUGUUUAUUUUUUUUAGUUUUUUUAAAUUGUUUAAAUCGAAUUUUGUUUUAUAAUAUUGUUUAGUUUCAUAUGGAGUUCAACUGCUAUUAUUUGAUUUAAUACUUAGUUCUUGAUUUUAUUUCUGUGCUAAGAGCAAAGUCUAGUCGCCUCACAGCUACCAAAAAAAAAGUGAAAAAAUGUAAGGUUAAGUUUUUGUUUGAAGAAAGCAACAUACUCUAAAAAUAGUUAAAUAUAUUUUGGAUAAGGUCAAAAACCGCCAGAAAAAUACUUGAAAACAAGAAUACUUAAGCCUAUUUGAUAACUGUAUAAACAAAUACGUAGAUAAACAAAGAAGUAAAACAGAAACUGAACUGAAACAAACAAAUGGAAAAACAACGACAGAUGUUCGCGAUAUGUUUAAACUACCAUUAAAUGUAUAACUUUUGCUUAAAAUAAAGAUAGUAUGCAUUAUAAUAUACGCAAAA